AUGACGAUCAUGAGAAGCUCGGUUCCCCCCCGAAUGUCUCCAAUCAUGGAGCGAGAAGACAGCGAGGAAGACUUCUGUCCUUCUUCUGUCCCCAUAACACACUUCAACACCAACAACAGCAACAACAACGAAGAACAAGACAAGAAGAAGAAAGCAAAGAAGGAGAAAAAAGACAAAAGAGAAAAGAAAGAGAAGAAAAAAAAGAAGGAGCAGAAGGAGCAGGAGAAUGAGAAAGAAAAGGAGAAAGAGAAGGAAAAGGGGAAGGAGAAGGAAAAAGAAAAGGAGAAGGAGAAAGAGAAGGAGAAAAAAGAAGGGCCGAAGGAGCUGUUUGUGAUUAAUCCGGCCAGUAACCUCUACUACCAGUGGCUGCUGCUCAUCACGCUGCCCGUCAUGUACAACUGGACCAUGAUUAUUGCGAGAGCUUGCUUUGAAGAGCUACAGCAUAAAUAUCUCUUCACAUGGUUCUUCCUGGAUUACUUCUGUGACCUGCUGUACCUGGCUGACAUGGCCUUCAGAACAAGAACCGGAUAUCUAGAGCAGGGUUUACUUGUCAAAGAUCAGAAGCUCCUGAUCAAGCAGUACACAGACAGCAGUCAGUUCAAGCUGGACGUCAUCUCCAUGGUUCCCACCGACGUGCUGUACUUCAUCCUGGGACUGGACUACCCCGAGAUCCGCAUCAACAAGCUGCUGCGCCUCAACCGCAUGUUUGAGUUCUUCGACCGUUCUCAGACUAUGACCAACUACCCCAAUAUCUUUCGUAUCUGCACUUUGGUCAUGUAUAUCAUCAUCAUCAUCCACUGGAACGCAUGCCUCUACUUCUCCUUCUCCAAAUCGAUCGGUUUUGGUGCAGAUCCCUGGGUCUACCCGGCACUCACGGAGCCUGAAUUUGGGGACUUGUUGAGGAAGUACUCUUUCAGCUUGUACUGGUCCACACUGACUCUCACCACCAUCGGGGAAACACCUUCUCCUGAGCUGGACUCAGAGUUCCUCUUCCACGUCAUAGACUUCCUGGUUGGUGUCCUGAUCUUUGCCACCAUUGUUGGGAAUAUCGCAACAAUGAUCUCCAACAUGAACGCGGCCCAAGCCCAGUUUCAGGCUCGCAUCGACAGCAUCAAGCAGUACAUGCAUGUGCGUCACGUCAGCAAGGACCUGGAGAAGCGCGUCAUCAAGUGGUUUGACUAUCUCUGGACCAAUAAGAAGGCGCAAGAUGAAAGGGAGGUGCUCAGGUACCUGCCGGACAAGCUGCGAGCUGAGAUUGGUAUGAACGUUCACUUGGAUACACUGAAGAAGGUAAGGAUCUUCGCAGACUGUGAAGCGGGACUGCUAAUUGAGCUCAUCCUUAAACUUCGUCCUCAGGUGUUUAGCCCCGGUGAUUACAUCUGCCGCAAGGGCGACAUCGGCCGCGAGAUGUACAUCAUCAAGGAGGGAAAACUGGCUGUGGUGGCAGAUGACGGCAUCACGCAGUUUUGUGUUCUGGGUGAUGGAAGUUAUUUUGGUGAGAUCAGCAUCCUGAAUAUCAAAGGCAGCAAAGCAGGGAACCGCAGGACAGCUAACAUCCGCAGCAUCGGAUACUCAGACCUCUUCUGCUUGUCCAAGGAUGAUUUAAUGGAAGCUCUGACCGAGUACCCUGACGCCAAAAGCAUGCUGGAGGAAAAGGGGAGGCAGAUCCUGAUGAAAGAUGGUCUGAUUGACCUGGAUCCGGCCAACCUGAAGCCAGACCAGAAGGACCUGGAGGACAGAGUAAACCGAAUUUAUAACACCAUGGAGCUGAUGCAGGCCAAAAUCAAGAAACUGCUCGCAGAUUACAAGAAAACAGAGCAAAACCUGAAGGAGCGCAUUGCUCAGAUAGAACGUUGCACGGGGGAGGAGGUGGAAGAGGAUGAGGAUGAAGACGAGGAGCAGAAGGAGGCGAAGGAAGAUGCAGCACCAGAGCAAGCCAAGGAGGAGAAGAAAGAUGAGGACAAAAAAGAGCUAAAGGUCUCUGGAGCUAAAGGGCAUCGGUUCUGCCCAGCGCUCGUCUGCAGCGUGGAGCACUCGGACCUCCUGACAUUUGAGAGAACCCGCCCCGGAGCAGCAUUUCAUCUGGGACUCUUAUCCUCUGCUCCACCCACUGCUCCACCCACUGCCCCUGCCCCACCCACUGCCCUCACUGUAUCCUCUGCUCCACCCACUGCUCUGCCCACUGACCCUGCCCCACCCACCGCCCCCACUGUGUCCUCUGUGCCACCCACUGCUCCGCCUAGUGACCCUGCACCACCCACCACCCUCACUGUAUCCUUUGCUCCACCCACUGCUCCACCCACUGACCCUGCCCCACCCACUGCCCUCACUGUAUCCUCUGCUCCACCCACAGCUCCGCCCACUGACCCUGCCCCACCCACCACCCUCACUGUAUCCUCUGCUCCACCCACUGCUCAGCCCACUGACCCUGAUCUACCCACUGCCCUCACUGUAUGCUUUGCUCCACCCACUACCCCCCUGCCAAACCAACUACCCUCAUUGUGUCCUCCCACUGCCCUGCCCAUUGCCCCAAUCAGCAAGUCGAGCCCUUGUCACACUGAUGAGUCUCUCCAACAACAGAUGUGGGCAGAAGCCAGACGCAGGAGGAAGAGUCUUUCCUGCACUCUGAUCCACAGCAUCAGGAUCAGGAUGUUAACCCCUUCCUUUCCCUCCAUCCGUCUUGUCUCUGUGAGUAAACACCUGUCACAGCCGGACCUCUGCGUGACUCCCGGCGGCCACAUGGUCCUCAAAUACUCCUGGUGA
Molecule: messenger RNA, 2763 nt
Organism: Hemibagrus wyckioides
Lineage: Eukaryota; Metazoa; Chordata; Actinopteri; Siluriformes; Bagridae
Gene: cnga1a
Product: cyclic nucleotide gated channel subunit alpha 1a
Exons: 10
Coding region: 1-2763 (920 amino acids)
Biological process (GO): monoatomic cation transmembrane transport
Cellular component (GO): intracellular cyclic nucleotide activated cation channel complex; plasma membrane
Molecular function (GO): intracellularly cAMP-activated cation channel activity; protein-containing complex binding; cGMP binding
Source: RefSeq, a predicted model, not a curated record